AUGUACACAAUAACAUCGUGUCUAUCGAAGCGCUUGUUUUUUUCCUCAUACCAAAAAUAUCCAAGCCCAAGAAUUGCUUAUAAACUACUCAAAGAUAGGCAGUCAACAGUCCAGACUAGAGGUGAACAUUUUCUAUCGUCAAGUUUGCCUUUUCCAGUUGUACAGCUGAUCCGGAUAAACUAUUUCUUGUGUGACUUGGUACACGAACUGGUAUACAUUAUAUGUUUCGAAGAGCACUCUGAUGGUCUUGUCCAUGCUUGUUUCAGGCCUCCACCAUUGCCAGAGAUCUGUACUCCGAGACCGCCCGUUGUGGCCAUAUUGGGUCAUGUUGACCACGGCAAAACGACCCUGCUUGAUGCAUUGCGCUCUAGUCGAAUAGUAGACGAAGAAUACGGUGGAAUCACACAACACCUGGCCGCGUUUUCCGUAUCCCUAGCUGAUGUCGCCAAACAGGCCGGUGUCAAAGAUGUUAUCACAUUUCUGGAUACUCCGGGUCAUGCUGCGUUCUCGGCUAUUCGAGCGCGGGGUGCGAAGGCAACUGAUAUAGUGAUUCUAGUGGUGGCUGCUGACGAUGGAGUGAUGCCGCAGACUGUUGAAUCCAUUCGUUUCGCAAAAGAAGCCAAAAGUGAGUCCGUGGAGACGUAUGGUCUUAUUCAUCUGCUUUUUUUUCGGCUUGCGAUUUUCGUGGUUUUCGUUGUCGUCCAAGGCAUAAACCGUAUGCAUUACGUACAGAUUUCCACCCCAUCACAACGAGACUGCACCUUGACGUGGUGUGAUGGCUUGUGCACCUCUCUGACCCAACGAGCUACACAGGAUGGCUUUUGUUAA
Molecule: messenger RNA, 828 nt
Organism: Echinostoma caproni
Lineage: Eukaryota; Metazoa; Platyhelminthes; Trematoda; Plagiorchiida; Echinostomatidae
Source: the annotation of a GenBank genome assembly